This is a messenger RNA of Rotaria sp. Silwood1, 955 nucleotides long. NCBI's taxonomy places the organism in Eukaryota, Metazoa, Rotifera, Eurotatoria, Philodinida, Philodinidae. The record is from the annotation of a GenBank genome assembly.
ACGUGAAAUAAUUAUGAAAUUAUGGUUAAAAGGACAAACAAUGAUUGCAAUUUUACAACGUUUUAGAUAUUUAUUACAAGAUCUUAAUAUAGAUGAUAAAGAUUUUUCUGAAGGAUUAAAACAAAUACGUGAAAAACUAAAUUAUGCUCAUCGUGAUGUAUAUUAUCUUCAAGAAAAAAAUCUUAUACUUGAAAAUCAAAAUCAUUUUCUUGAAAAUGAAUUUAAACGACAAUUAGAUAAAAUAGUUGAAGAAAAAAAUGAACAUAUUAAUCAACUUAUACAUAUUAUUGAUCAAACAUAUACACGAUCAACUCAAAUAAAUAAUCAUAUUAAUGAUGAAUAUUAUUCAUCAAAAGCUGAAGAAUUAUCAAAAAAAUUUAUGGGACAAAAUAUUGAAUUACAACAUGAAAUUGAAACAUUUCGUUCUAAACUUGAUUAUAUUGUAAUAAAUAUUAAUCAAAAAUUGGAUCAACAAAAAACAACAACAACAACAUUAUCAUCUUUAUCUAUACAUCAAUUAGUAUUUGAAACUAUGCAACAAACAGAAAUGAAAUUACUUGAAUUUAAAUUAAAAUUUAUUUCACAACAAGAAGAAAAUGAUCUUUUAAAAUAUUUAAUGGAAAAAUCACAAAAUAUAUCAGAUAUUGAACAAACAAAAUUAUUUUCUAUUAUUCAACAACGUUCACUUGAAUGUGAAAUUGAUCUUGUUCGUCAAGAACUUGAAAUUACAGAGAAAACAACUAUUCAAUUUGAACAAACAUUUGAUAAUUCAAAUGAAAGAAUUAAAUUUCAUAUGGAAAAUCUUAAAUUAAAAUGUGAUGUAUUACAUAAACAUAUUCUAACAUGUAGUCAACGAUUAGAUGAUAUUAAUAAACAAAAUCUUAUGAAAUUAACAAAUGAAAAUCAAAUAUUAAAAAUUAGAACUCAACAUGAAGAAUCAAAUAUUGAUGUAUGA